UUUGCUCACAGAAUAUGCCAGAGUCAAGCUGAGUCAACCACAAGCUCUGCACUACAACAGGUCCAGAACUCAGGAUCAGCUCAGUGUCUUGAGGACAGAUUGCCGCAGGCAUACAGAUCUCGAGAGCAGGUGAGUUCCCUGAACAAUUUCCCGUUUUCUUCUCAUGACAACAGACACUCUCUACAGAAUGUAGGGGAGUAUUUUGAUUUUAGUAUGGGCCGGAGGAAGGUGGCACCAGGGAAACGGCAACACAACUCACAGAACUUCUUCCUCUGGGCUCAUGAAUCAGUUCCUAGCAACGAGGAUGGCUUAACCAUUUAUCAGACAUCCUUUGUGAAUGAUCAAAACACCGAGAGCCCGUUUUGUAGGCGUUAUCCAAAACACCACACAGAAAAACGUUGUGCUGACAAACCCACUCCGGAGAAGGAAAAACACCUGCAGCCAAGCAAGUCAUCUUAA
This is a messenger RNA of Eurypyga helias (sunbittern), 459 nucleotides long. RefSeq names its product testis expressed 36 (gene TEX36). The record is from RefSeq and is a predicted model, not a curated record. Lineage: Eukaryota; Metazoa; Chordata; Aves; Eurypygiformes; Eurypygidae. The annotation marks the transcript as partial. The transcript is spliced from 3 exons.